GGUUUGGAUCAUUCGCAGUAGAGGAUCCCGACUCAGGAACGUAGCCGUCGACGUCGACUGGGUCUGGUUGGUGGAGCUCCAGGCUACACCCGGAGGCCAAGCCUUUGUAAAACCCUCUCUAUGGGAAAGAAGGGCAAGGAGCGAGCCAAGGAGCGACGGGCUCAGCGUCUCCAAGAGAUCUCCGAGCUCCGCAAAAUACCCUACCCCCCUCUGCGAAGAUGGUGGUCGUCCGAGACGGUCGCCAUCGUGACGGGGGCCAACCGGGGAAUCGGGUACGAGAUCGCUCGGCAGCUCGCGGGCCACGGGCUGUGCGUCAUUCUCGCCUCAAGAGCCGCUGAUCGAGGUCACAAAGCUGCGGAUGGGUUACGGGAACAGGGUCUCAAUGUGGACUCACACCAACUGGAUGUCUUGGAUGCCGCCUCCGUUGAAUCGUUUGAGAAAUGGGUUGUUCUCAAGUACGGCGGUCUUGAUAUCCUGAAAUUUGCAUGGAGCAACCUUCCAGGGUUUGUUGCUCAUGGGGAAUAUGGUAGCGUUCGCCAAUUGAAGAAGGUAAACAAUGCAGGUGUCAACUUUAAUGUAGGCUCAGAUAAUUCAGUUGAAUUUGCUGAAAAGGUAAUUGCGACAAACUAUUAUGGCACAAAACGGAUGAUUGAAACCAUGAUCCCAAUAAUGAAACAUUCUGCUUUUGGUGCUCGCAUAUUGAAUGUGAGCUCAAGACUUGGUCGUGUGAAUGGCAGACGAAAUAGAUUGGGUGAUGCUAACUUGAGAGAGCAACUGUUGAGAGAUGAGUGCUUGUCUGAGGAACUGAUUGAUGGUAUGGUUGUGAAAUUUAUCGAACAAGUUAAGCAGGGAAGUUGGGCAUCAAAGGGAUGGCCUCAAAUGUUUACUGAUUAUUCAAUAUCUAAGCUGGCUGUCAAUGCUUACACUAGACUGAUGGUAGGGAGGUUUUCCAGUAGGCCAGAAGGUCAGAAGAUCUACAUCAAUUGUUAUUGUCCGGGCUGGGUGAAGACUGCCAUGACAGCUUGGGAAGGCAACAUUUCAUCUGAGGAAGGUGCAGAUACCGGAGUCUGGGUUGUCCUGCUACCCAGUCAACCAGACAUUACAGGAAAGUUUUUCGCUGAGAGGCGUGAGAUAAGCUUUUAAACUACGCACCUCAGCCAAGUAAUCUAUUCAUUUUGUUAUGGUCUUUGGUCCCAGGGCUUGCUAACUUAUUCAGUGGUCUUAAAUUAGCCCAAGAAAACUUUAUGAAGACCAAAAAUGCAGAAGAUUCCAGUUUUAUCAUGGAUAGUGCAAUUGCAAAAAUCCCAUUGAAGGGGCAUAAGAAAAAGGGUCAUGCUUUUUCUUGAAGUCUUCACUGAUGAUGAUCACUGGUUGAAUGACAUUGAGCUUAGCUCAUUCACAGCAAGGAUUUGUAAUGCAAAGAUGAGCCUGAAGUUCAGCAGCUUGAAUGUUUCGUACUCCAUAGAGCAGGGAAUGAUGUUCCAGCUUGAUAGUUUAGCGAUGCUGUUUUAGUACCAUCUUGGAGUUUGGAGUGUCUCAUCCUUGACAACCAAAGAGUAUCAGCAGGGUGCACUCUUUAAGAGCAGACUAGCAUCUAGGAGGAAGUUGUAAGGUAAUGCCUUCUACUUUCUGUAUACUAUAAAGGAUUAUGCAUAUGAUCAUGUAAUUAACGGUGCAAUGCACUUCACUGGAAUUCCAAAAUGUCUGUCUGUGUUGCUUUUAUCAUUACUGUUCCUGUCACAUUUCUCUCACUUGAAAUUCUAUGAAUAUUCUAAUUUUUGAAGA
Molecule: messenger RNA, 1785 nt
Organism: Phoenix dactylifera (date palm)
Lineage: Eukaryota; Viridiplantae; Streptophyta; Magnoliopsida; Arecales; Arecaceae
Product: NAD(P)-binding Rossmann-fold superfamily protein
Cellular component (GO): membrane
Source: RefSeq, a predicted model, not a curated record